Papaver somniferum (opium poppy) is the source of this 2996-nucleotide messenger RNA. RefSeq lists its product as uncharacterized. Lineage: Eukaryota; Viridiplantae; Streptophyta; Magnoliopsida; Ranunculales; Papaveraceae. The record is from RefSeq and is a predicted model, not a curated record. The transcript is spliced from 6 exons. Bases 586 to 2715 code for a protein of 709 amino acids.
AGGCACGACAUACUAUUUGACUUAUAAAUUCUGCUACACAUCUAAGAUGGAACCUCAACCGUCCACAUAGUUCCCAAAGUUUUUUCACCAAACGUCCCAAAGCCGCAGUCCGUGUUUUUACUUCACUACAUCCGGUGGUGGAGAAAUGCUACUUCACUACUUCCGGUGGAGAGAGGUGACAUUUCAACCUCCUUAAAAUGGUUCGUCUACACAGUUGCUCCCUAAGUGUUUGUUGAAAUGUCCUGUCUUGGUUUGCAUUGGGAUCCUUAAUUCCCUCUUUGCUGGUGUUGUCUGAAUCAUAAUACUAUAGUUUAGACACCACCACUCAAGGUCCCUUGAGAUCGUAAAUUUAUCUUACUGAUCAGUUUAACCAUGUCUACUGUAAAUGACGACACAUCUCCAAUAAUGUUUCCUUAAUACUGCUUGAGUAGUAUUUCAAGACUUAUCUUUCUAAAGUCAAUGCUAGUGGAUGACUUUCAUUCUUAUAUAAUGAAAGAUAAUCUCUCCAUUUCUCUGCAACUUCCACCAAGAUUUUUAUAAGGCAACUUUUCGCAGGCAAGAAAGGAAGAAGAUAACAAACUGCCCAUGGAGGAGGUAGAUGUAGAGACGAGAGGUAGCAUUGCCUUCUUUUCAACUUAUCGACCACCUGUGCCGCUUGACAUAUUUUCUUGCCCGAUUCCACCAACAUCGAGUCGAGAUGAACUUAGCAUGACUGAUGGGAACUCCUACAAUUACAGCGGCGCCCAGAUCCCACCUGAAGCCCUUAUGAAAAUUUUCACCUAUACAAGUUUGACCGGCUAUCGCACCAAGGAUGAUGUAGAUAAGGGUCGUAUCACAGGCAUGAUUUUUGUAUCUGAACGAGACAACCUUGAAUUGCUUUACAUAUCUAUCCGUCAGAACGACGUCAACCCACCCAGUGAAAUAGUCCACAGCUUGGCCGAUAUUUUCCGUAAAUCACCUUUCGAUGGUGUUCGAAUGGAAGACACUGGUUGCUUUGCCGAUAAUCAUCUUAUCUAUGUCAGCACCAAGGAACGAGCUACUGAACGUCGUCAGCCUUGGACUGCUGUUUAUAAGACCGAUCUAAUGACUGGAGAAACCGGCCGUCUCACACCACGAGAUCAUGCUGAUUUGAGCCCCUCGGUAUCCAAGUGUGGAAAGAAGAUAGCUGUGGCGUCUUUUGAGGGAAAUGGAGGUUGGGAUGGAGCAAUCGAAGACCAAAGGACUGACAUUUAUGUCAUGAAUGUAGAGGAGCCUUAUGAUCGCAGGUUGGUUGUAAAGAAUGGGGGUUGGCCGACUUGGGGAAGUGACAACAUCAUAUUCUUCCAUCGCAAGGGUGAAAGUCGUUGGGGUGUGUACCGAGCUGACAUUGCCAAUGGUGGUGUUAUUCCAGUAACCCCAGACAACAUUGAUGCAUUCACACCGGCAGCCAUUGACGCCACCAGUGUAGCUGUCGUAACUAUUCGCCGGAAUUCAGAGGCCGGUGAUGUCAAUGACGGAGCACAAUAUCGACAUAUCGAGAUAUUUUGCACAGCAGAAGAACAAGAGCCAAUCCGAAUCACUCAAGUAACUUGUCCAACCACUGACCAUUUCAAUCCCUUUGUGAUAGUGGAUCCGAAGAGUGGUGAUAGGAAGCGGAUCGGCUACCAUCGUUCCACGAGUGAAGCUCUCGACAACGACGAAGGAGAGAUCAAAAGGCAGUUUCAAAUUGUCACUUCUCCGGAUCCGGAAAUAGGACUAUUCAGGGUGGGCGGAGGAUUUCCCACAUUUUCCAAGAACGGAUCCAGGCUUGCAUUUGUUGACAAUGAUUUCAAAAUUGUCUGGGUACUUGACAAAGGAAAGCUAAAUAUAGCUUGCGAGCUAUAUGAAAACAGUGUUUUUUCGCCAGUUUGGGACCAAAACGAUAGGAGCGACAAACUGUAUGUUUGCAUCGGACCUUCCUUCAGCGCUGUUGAAACGGUAAACAUCUUCGUCAUCCAAAAGGUGUCCCAUUAUAAACGGCAACUUGAACCACUCACAGAUGGGUUCAAUAAUGCCUUCCCAUCAAGCAGUCCAGACGGGAAACACAUAGUCUAUCGGUCAACAAGAGACGGAUACAAGAAUCUAUACAUAAUGGACGCAGUAAAAGGGGUGACGGAGGGAAGGAAGCCGAGAAGGCUAACAGAUGGGGAUUGGACUGACACACAAUGCCAAUGGUCUCCCAAAGGAAAUUGGAUAGUUUUUUCGUCAAAUCGUGAUAAGCCUCCAGGUACACCAGAAAAGGACCAUGGUCUUGACUCAGGAUACUUUGCUGUGUAUCUGGUGAAUCCGAAUGAUCCGACUGUGGUUGUAAGAGUGAUAGCAAGUGGAAAUGAUUUAGGGGGGCAUGUAAACCAUCCAUUCUUCAGUCCAGAUGGACUUAGCAUUGUUGUGACUUCAGAUCUUGCUGCAGUGUCUGUUGAUCCCAUAUCUUUGCCGAUCAUUACCCACUCAGCCAGGCCUUAUGGAGACAUCUUCACGUUCGACAUUGACCCAGUUAACAUAACGGAGAACGACGACAGGGUGAAACCAAAGGUGUUCAACCGCAUCACACACAGUAGAUUUGAAAAUUCAACAGGUACUUGGACAAAUUCGCCGGCAAGGAAAGUAAAAGCAUCACGGGAUCUUCUUAAUGAUGAAGAACUCAAGGAGAAAGAUUUCACAAAGGUCGCUUGUCCAUAUCGUGGUGGGUGUAACUGACAUCAAGUGUGUGCCUGCAGAGCAUUUUCCCCUUGGAUUCAAACAAACAACAACUGCAUUCUACCUCAUUUUAUUGUCAUUGCGUUCUUUAUCUUUUUUUUUUAUGUUACAAAGUUUUUUGUGCUCAUAUGCUAUGUUUUCUUUUUGUUCCAUCAUGUUACAAUUGCUACCAUUUGAUAUUCCAGAUGCAUUAGCGGUUGUGGCCUAUGUAACACGCGCACUGUUGGUGUCCAUUCCAUCUUAUUUAAAGCGAAUAAAACUGUGUUUUUGUGUUUCGGUCU